This is a messenger RNA of Gastrolobium bilobum, 4164 nucleotides long. RefSeq lists its product as uncharacterized. The coding region runs from base 69 to 3386 and encodes 1105 amino acids. The transcript has 8 exons. Lineage: Eukaryota; Viridiplantae; Streptophyta; Magnoliopsida; Fabales; Fabaceae. Gene Ontology annotation, molecular function: helicase activity. The record is from RefSeq and is a predicted model, not a curated record.
UCUCUUUUCUUUUACUGGGUUUCUGUGAUCAGUGAUAAUCUGAUUAAAUUUUCUGGGAAACUCAAGUAAUGGAACGGGGAAAAGACUUGGUGAGAUUGGUGUUUUCUUGGUCACUUGAGGAUGUACUCAACAAUUAUCUUUAUAGAGACAAGGUGAAGCAAAUUCCAAGGACAUUCUUGUCAGGAAGUCACUAUCUGAACUCAUUUAUUUUGCCCCUUAUUGAGGAAACUCGUACAGAUUUGUGCUCAAGCAUUAAGAUGGUAUCAGAAGCUCCAGCAUGUGAAAUAACUGACAUUGAUUUUUCUGAAGAUUAUAAUCCUCCAAAUGAUUUGUUAUACAAGCUUGAAAUGAAAACAUCAAUAGAUAGUGAUAAAAAAGGGGAUAAUUAUGAGCCAGAGACUGGACAGCUUAUUGCUUUGACUGAGAUCAGGCCAAAAUGCAUUAAUGAUUUGAACAAGCCUGGAAAUCCCUAUUUUAUUGCUUUAAUUAAAAGGGUAAGAAAGAAAGAAAAGAAUGAUAUUUAUGAGGUUCAAAUUCUAGCAUCAAAGCCCGUUAAAUUCGAAGUAUACUUGCAAAAGGAUGACACAUAUAUAUAUGGUUUUGCUGUCUAUCUUUGUAACAUUACAACAACCAUGCAUAUAUGGAAUGCACUGAACUCAGAUCCAGAUGGUCCAGGCAUCCAUAUCGUCAAGCAACUGCUCCAACCUGAUUCUUCUGUUGGAGAAAACUGUUCUCAAUGUUUCUCUGGUGAAAGGUACACUAUUGAUGUAUCAAAUCUUGGUGCUGUGAUCCGCUCAUUUGAUUUGAACAAAUCUCAACAAGAAGGAGUUUUAAGUUGUAUAGCUGCAAGGGAAUGUUCUCACAAAAAUACUGUGAAAUUGAUUUGGGGCCCUCCAGGGACAGGGAAAACAAAAACAGUUAGUGCAUUAUUAUUUGCCCUCCUCAAAAGGAAAUGCAGAACACUUACGUGUGCCCCAACUAAUGUGGCAGUACUGGAAGUGGCAUCUCGGUUUCUUAGGCUUGUAAUGGAGUCCCUUGAUUAUCACACUUAUGGUCUUGGAGACAUAGUAUUAUUUGGUAACAGAAUACGAAUGAGGAUUGACAAUUGUGAUGAUCUUCUUGAUAUAUUUCUUGAUUACCGUGCAAAUAUUCUUUCCAAGUGCUUUGCGCCUUUGUCUGGUUGGAAACAUCAUUUAGAGCUGAUGAUAUGGUUACUUGAAAACCCAGAAAAACAGUAUCAUGAGUAUUUAAAUUGUAAGGAAAAGAGGGAUUAUAAGAUAGAUGAUGAUGAUUGUCUGAAAGAAGAGACAGAACUACUUGCAAUUGCAAGCAAACAAACAAAUCAAGAGAAAAAGGAUAUCUAUUCCCAGGAUCUAAAAAUUGGUAGGCAAAAUGAGUGGAAGAGGAUAGUUCAUAAAACUUUAAGAGAAAACAGGUUGUUUUUUAAGGAGGGAAACAAAAGUGAAUAUAAUAAACAUGAGAAGGAAUUUAUUUUUAAGAAGAACAAAAUACAAAAAUUGACAUUUCAUGAGUUUGUCAAGAAAGAACUGAAUUCGAUCAGGAGGAAGAUGAGGACAUUCACUGUGGAUAUGUGCACUCAUUUGCCAACUUCUUUUAUUUCAUUAAGAGUGGUGAAAAGUUUAUUUGAAUGUCUUGAUUGGCUCAAAGUCCUUGCGAUGGUGCUAUCAAAUAAUUCCAUUACUGAUCAAGGACUCAAACUUGCCCUUGCUACAUCCUAUGUUGAUGAAAGUAGAGUUAGUUACUGUACUUGGCAGUCUGAGCUGGGUCUGACCAGGAAAGAAUGCCUUAAAAUACUGAAAUCACUUCAAGAUGUGUUGAUUCUUCCUGAUUUUUUUGAUCAAUAUUCAAUUAAAAGAUUUUGUUUGAGAAGAUCUCGCAUGAUUUUUUGUACUACUUCAAGCUCUGCUAGAUUGCAUGCAGAAGGACUUGAUAGACUAGAAAUGUUAGUUGUUGAUGAAGCUGCCCAACUCAAAGAAUGUGAGUCAAAUAUACCUUUACAACUUCCCGAUCUUCGCCAUGUUGUACUUAUUGGAGAUGAGAAACAAUUGCCUGCACUAGUCAAAAGUGAGAUUUCUGAUAAGGCAGGAUUUGGGAGAAGUUUGUUUGAAAGGCUGGUUCUUUUGGGUCAUAAAAGACACCUUCUCAAUGUUCAAUAUAGAAUGCAUCCAUCCAUUAGCUUGUUUCCAAAUAUGGAGUUUUAUGACAAACAGAUUUUGGAUUCUCCAAGUGUCAAAGAAAGAAGCUAUGAGAAACAUUUUCUACAUGGAGAUAUGUUUAAGUUCUACUCUUUCAUAAAUGUUGCUUUCGGACAAGAUGAACUUGACGAAGGGAAUAGCCGAAAAAAUAUGGUGGAAGUAGCUGUGGUAUCUGAGAUUGUUCUUGACCUUUUUAAAGAAUCAACUUCCAGAAAACAGACUGUUAGUGUUGGUGUUAUAUCACCAUAUAAAGCUCAAGUUGUUGCCAUCGAAGAUGCACUUAAAAAAAGGUUUGGUGAUGAUGUUGACAAUGAUUUUUCCGUGAAGGUUUCCACUGUUGAUGGUUUCCAAGGUGGCGAAGAGGAUGUGAUCAUAAUAUCCACUGUCAGAUAUAAUGACAUGGGAUCCGUGGGAUUUAUUUCUAAUUUUCAAAGAACUAAUGUUGCUCUAACGAGAGCAAGGUAUUGCCUUUGGAUAGUAGGAAAUGGUGAAACUUUGAUGCAUAGUGGCUCCAUUUGGGAGAGAUUAGUCCUUGAUGCUAUGGCUCGAGGGUGUUAUCAUAAUGCUGAUGAGGAUGAGAGGUUGUCUCAUGCUAUUGCAACUGCCAUGAUUGAGCUUGGUCAACUUGGUGAUCUAUUGGAUAUGAAUUCUAUGUUCUUUAGAAAAGCAAGAUGGAAGGUUUUCUUCAAUCAAAGUUUUAUGAUCUCUUUGGCACGAAUCAAGAGCACUGAGGUUUGCAAGAAAAUAUUUUCCCUGCUGGUGCAACUUUCAAGUGGUUGGCGUCAGCCUCACCAGGUGAUAAAUGUUGGAGUUGUAGAUGAUACUUCUUCCCAAUUGCUGGAGCUGUAUAAGGUCAAUGAGUUUCUUUAUCUUGUAUGGACCAUAGAUGUUCUUGAAGAGAACUCAAAUUAUGUUCAGUUUUUGAAGAUUUGGGAUGUUUUGCCAUUGUCUGAGGUAUCCAAGAUUGCAAGAGAUAUUGACAUCUGGUACAGGAAUUAUUCUGUUGAUAUUCUUAGGGGCUGCAGAAUUAGGUGUUCUGAUGGGAAUCUUGAAGUACCAAUGAUAUGGUUAGCUGGUUCAAAUUAUCCAACCAAUUAUAAUCUGCCACAAGCUGAUCCUGUGCAGUUUCUUUGUAACCAAUUUGCUUUGCUCAGACUGAGGGAUGUUUAGGCUAGAAUCAAUAGUAUAUUACUAUACCUCCUUUGAAUUUUGUUUCUAUUACACAAACCUCUCCUCUGUUUACGAAAAUAUAUAUAUAUAUAUAUAUAUAUAUAAGAAUUCAAGAGAGGUGCAUGUAGGUUUUUCAAUGCAUAUUUUUACAGUUUAAGGGAGGUUUGUGUUGAUUUUAAAAUAGAGAAGAGGUUAGUGUAGUGCAAGUAAAAUACAAGGGAGGUCAAAGUAAUUUACUCUCAAAUUUAAUCAGCCAAAAGUUACAGGUAAGUUUUGUUUUUGCCUUUUUGAGACUUUAAUGUCAUGGCCAUGUCUUAUUGUAUAUUUUAUUUUUGUUGUUAUAAUUCUAAAUUCCUAAGUAAGCCUUUCCUUUUGUUAACAAAUGAGAUAUUGACUUGAGUUUCUUUCUCACUUUUUAUGUCCAUCUUAAAACUUACCAAUGAAUCAACAUUGGAUUUUCAUUGUAGGUUCAACCCAAGAUUCCAACUGGAUAUGAUAAAGAUGAAGCAAUAUGGUAUGUCAAACCUGGAUUUGUUUUGAUGAUUUUGGAGGGUCUUCUCAGUAUCAUAUCAUUUACCAUAUAUAUUGACUUUCUCCUUUCCACCACCCACUUUCUGAAAUUGUCUUUUGAUGGUCAUUAGUUAUACUCAUCAAGAGAAGUGAUAUUUUCUGUAGAUAUGGAUAUUUGAAAAGUAUAAAGUGUACAAAAUCAGGCAUGAGGUUGGUGCAAGGGAUGAUCUUUCUGCAACAUUACUAGCUGAAAGUUGCUAAUAUAUAG